AAUAUUUAAUUUUAAUCAUAAGACUUUAAUGACUGCAAUACUGCAAUAGUUCUAUAUCUGAUAUCAUUAAUUCAUAAUAAGUACUAUAAGUUAUGAUUCAUAUUAACAGUAAAUACUAAAUAGUAAUAAUUAAUAAUACAAUUAAAACGAAUUGGUAUUAUAGCAUAGAACAUUAAUGUUCUAUGGUAUUAGCGACUUAUCGAAAAUAAGUCAGAUAGAAAUAUACAAUUAAUACAACAGCAUACCAGUGAACGGCGGGCGUUGCUCUUAAAUGUUUGCUGGUCGAAAAUUAUUUCAACAGACAAUCACGUUAUUCGCCCAAGUCAAAAUGGUUUCGUCGAGUUCUUCUGGUUUUCGAGUGGCCUUACUGCAGUUGACUGUCACAGCCGAUAAGUCGACAAAUGUGGCCAAUGCCAUAAAACGUGUACAGCAAGCCAAACUGAAUGGCUGCACAUUAGCCAUAUUACCAGAAUGUUUUAACUCUCCAUAUAACACUGCUUUGUUCAGAGAAUACUCGGAAGUUAUUCCUGGAGGUGAUACAUGUGAAGCUUUGUCUCAAGCUGCCAAAUCAAAUGAAAUGUAUAUUGUAGGUGGUUCGAUCCCAGAGAUAUGUGAUGACAAAGUGUACAACACGUGUACAGUUUGGGAUCCGAAUGGAAACCUGAUAGCCAAACAUAGAAAAGUGCAUUUAUUUGAUAUAAAUAUUCCUGGUGGGGUUUGCUUCAAAGAAUCUGAUGCUCUAGCAGCUGGGAAUACACUAAAUACAUUUCAGUUGGGAAAAUUUAAAAUUGGUCUAGGGAUCUGCUAUGAUAUACGAUUUGCAGAAAUGGCAGCAAUAUACCGAAAACAAGGUUGUGAUAUGUUAAUCUACCCCAGUGCCUUUAAUAUGACAACUGGGCCUUUACAUUGGAGUCUAUUAAUUAGAUGCCGAGCAGUAGACAAUCAGGCAUUUGUAGCUGUUGCUUCACCAGCCAGAGUUACAGAUUCUAAUUAUGUGGCAUGGGGUCAUUCAAUGGUUGUCGAUCCAUGGGGUAAAAUUUUAGAAGAAGCGUCUGAAAAAGAUAUGGAUUUAUAUGUAGAUCUUGACUUUGGUGAUCGGGAAAACAUGAGACAGCAAAUACCCACUGAAAAUCAAAGAAGAACUGACUUGUAUGAUACAAUUGAUUUGAAGAACAAAGUUUGAGUUUCAGAUGUCCGUUUAUAUUAAAAUAAAAUAUUACUACCAAAUUAUUCUGAAACAUGAGUAAAUAAAAUGUGAUAAUUAAUAACCAUGUGGAAAUAAAUACUAUAAUAGUUAAUAUAUUAUGUUUAGAUUGAUCAUACAAUAUAUAAUUAAAUAAUAUUUCAACCAUUA
Molecule: messenger RNA, 1354 nt
Organism: Metopolophium dirhodum (rose-grain aphid)
Lineage: Eukaryota; Metazoa; Arthropoda; Insecta; Hemiptera; Aphididae
Product: omega-amidase NIT2-like
Exons: 6
Coding region: 272-1183 (303 amino acids)
Biological process (GO): oxaloacetate metabolic process; L-glutamine metabolic process
Cellular component (GO): mitochondrion
Molecular function (GO): omega-amidase activity
Source: RefSeq, a predicted model, not a curated record